Triplophysa rosa is the source of this 3995-nucleotide messenger RNA. RefSeq names its product cell death-inducing p53-target protein 1-like. The coding region runs from base 2730 to 3842 and encodes 370 amino acids. The transcript is spliced from 19 exons. NCBI's taxonomy places the organism in Eukaryota, Metazoa, Chordata, Actinopteri, Cypriniformes, Nemacheilidae. Gene Ontology annotation, molecular function: zinc ion binding. The record is from RefSeq and is a predicted model, not a curated record.
AAGGUGAUAAUAAUGAUAAUUAUGUAAACUAAAUUACAUAUGUAACGGUAACACUUUAAAAUAAUGGUCCGUUGUUAACAAGUAACUAUGCAGAAAGUAAUAGGCAGUACUACAUUAACACUUACCUUAAUACUAUUAACUAAUAUAGAAGCAAGAUUAACUAAGCAAUAAGUAAUAGCUAAUUUAGGACAAAGGUAGUUUCUUAUUUGGUAUUUGAUAAUUACUAAAGAAAAAUGCCAUCAUUGAGAACUACUUGCGAAAUAUGACCAAUUAAUAAAGAAAAAACAAUUAAUUACUAAUCUCAACAUUAACGUACAGUUUAUAAUGCGACAGUGUUUAAUGGCGAUUUUCCACCAACUCGCUCGCCCUUUGGCAGAAUCUGUGCUCGUUAACUUCAGUGUUCAGAUUUCACACAGUUUCGCGUAUGCAGUAGGCUAUAGAAUGGGUAGGCAAUGUAAUUUCUUACCUGCUAAUAAUUUUUAGAGAAAUUUCAGUGACAUGAGAUGAUCCACAAUGCAAAGCUGUGGUCGCGUCACGUGAUUAAAUUCCCGUGCCAGGAAAUCCUUGGUGUUUCAAGUCUUACGAAACAUUUACCCUAACCCACACCCUAACCCUAACCUUACUCCAUCUAAACUACCUAUGUUUGUUAAAAUUGCCAAAAAAACACGGUUGCGUGAUGACAAAUGUGUGAUGUUUUAGUUAUUUUCAGGUUUUAAGUAAGGCAAUGUAAUCGAGCAAAGAGCCCUAAAGUUAUUGGAUAUUGUAGAAAUGUUAGUUGUGUUUAGUUCAUGGCACGUAAUUCCCAGAUAGCAACCAAACCAGCAAAUCGUUGCGGCCCAAAUCCGGCCCACAUACCGCGUGGAAUGAUGGCCCUUGGGCGGCCCGCACCUGUUUGCGAGAUUUGGGCCGCAAAUAUUUGCUCUCUGGGUUGUCAUCCGUCAUAUUUAAAACAGAACAGGAAAAUGCUGACCAGUAACGGUAUCUGUACCAUAUUAUAAAAAUGUAAUGUUCAUGUGUUAAAGGGACAGUUUUAUUUGUCAACGACCUAUAUUGUGUUUGUUUUCUUGGAAAAUAAAAGCAGUCAUAUAAAAAUGGCUGAAUAUCUGAUUUCUAUAAGCGUUAAAGGCCCAGUUUUUGAUUUACAGUGGCCACUGGCGAUGUAUUAUAGAUUUGCAAUGAAUCGCUCAGUCCAAACACGACGGUGGCCACCGUAGUACAAAAAGAUGUCGUUCUCAUGUUGACGCAGGGAAGAGAUCAUACGGGCAUUAGAAAGACUGUAGAAAGAGCGAUGUCAUAUUUAUUACAUAAAAUAAAAGGUCUGUGGAUUUUAAGUAUAAAAAGAAGGAUAAAAGUCAGGCAGGAUCUAGGACCUGCAUUAAUAUUGUAAAGACUUUCCAGCAGAGACGCGUUAAGACCUGCUGUAUUGAGGCUUUUAGCAGAGAUACUCACAGAUAUCUAUGGAGAUACUUUCCAGCAGAGAGACGUUGGAGAGAAAGAUCGUCUUAAAAUCACCCCCGAGGAGGUUGCUUUGAUUCGGAUAAGUAUGCGAGUUACUGUACAUUGGUUUUUCUGUUUGUUAUAACCAAGUUAUGUUGUUGUUCUAAUAUUAGCUGUGUGACGGAGCAGUUUUGAGCGUCAUUGUUUAUCUGGAACCGCUUUAAUAUUGUACUCGUCCAGAUACUGGAGAGAGAGAGAGCGAGUUGGCGCUAAAACUGUAGAGAGAGCGCGUUUUACUCUCUUACUCAAUGAUGAAUAAACUUACAUUUAAUCCACAGGUCACAUGCGUUCCGAACUGUAGAGCACAAUCCGUACGGAUCACGGAUCAUCCGCGAUCCGUUUCACCACUAUACCGCAGGUGUCACGAAACGGGGUGUGAGGCAGAACCCAAGCGCAGGCAGGUGAAGGGUUAAACAAAGACUUUAUUUAAAUAAAACAAAAACCCACGAUGGGGAGAACAAGAUUAAACAAAACUGAACUCAUACUGAAAAACUUCCCACGUGAGGGCAAACAAACAAGGUCCAGAAAAAUGUAAAAAUAAUAAGUCCACAACUCGACAGGGUACACGUUAAUUCCACACAAGACACGAGGCAGGGUACUUGAGUGGGGAAGCACAAGGAGGCAAACAAACAAUGAACCGACACGGGCCAAUGGACAGAAGGGAACUAUAUAGGGACACUAACAAGGAUGUUGAUUCAGGGCAGGUGAAGCGAAUGAACACUAACGGGAAGAUUACACGGGGAAUGUAACACUCAUGGGACAAUGACAAGGGGGCGGGGCCAAAGUACGAGACAAGAAGACACGUGACGCAAUGUCAUAACAAACAGCCAUGUGUCUCCACACAAGACAUAACACACACAGACAAGACAUAACGGUUCAUUAUGUAAGGUCUUUAUACACUUCUGAAGAAAUAGUUUUGUAUAUUAUAUUGCAUUUCUGUCAAUAGAUCCUCCUAAAAACCCCGUAUUGUUCCUUUAAAUAUUAGGAUGAAGUGGAUAGAGUUGUGUUUAUACUUCUAGCUCCACCCCCAUACAUACAGCACUAAAAAAAAAGAAAAAAAAUCCCGACAGUGGACACGUUCCUGGAUUGCAAGACGGGGACAGCAUGGGUUGUCCAUUCUACAGAGAGAACUUGAGUUUCACCUGUAUCCUGUCUAUACUCCCCCGGUGAGUUUCUAAAGAAGAGACAUCAGCGUUUACACAGCGGAAACACGCAGUCACAGAUUGUUGACAAUGAAAAAGAAACGCAGCACCCCUACACAGGACGAGGCCGACGGUUCCUACCCCGUACAACAGUUUGCUAACCUUCCUCAACCAGUUCCAAUGACCAACAUUUACAUCCCACAAGCCACCCCAGGGCCUCAAACUGUCCAGAUUGCAGCUGCACCUGGCGUAGUUCAAACGCCCACAGCCUACACCCCACAACCUGCACAAGUGGCAGUCAUACCUGCACCUGCUUUAACUCCGACAUGCCCGUCUACGGUUGGUGAAGCGUCAGCAGCCGCUCAACCACCCGUACCAGAAACAGUCAAGGGUGCAUCUCCGGUGACACAGACAGACCCGUCUUCAUCCACACCUGCAACAACAGUCCCUCCUCCACCAUAUGAACCAGAACCAGUCCAGUCUGGAGCUGUGUCUGCUGCCGAAACAGUGAAAGGUGCAUUUCCUGGCAAUACACAGGCAAACCCGUCUUCCUCUACGGCUGGUGGAACGUCAGCGGCUGCUGCUCCUCCACCAUAUGAACCACAACCAGUCCAGGGUGCAGCUCCUGUGACUCAGACAGUCCAGUAUCCACCGAUGCCCGGGGCAGUUCCAAUGACCACAGUUUACCCCCCGCCACCUGCACAAGUCAAGGGCGCAUCUCCUAUGAUUCGUACAGUCCAGUAUACAGCUAUGCCAGGCGCACCUUUAGCAACCCAUCCUAUGCAACAUAUGCCUGGUGUAGGCAUGCCCAUUGUCGCUAUGCCCUGCAAAUUGAGUGACGUACCGGGGCAAUCGAGAUGCCCUCACUGCCAGCAACAGAUUGUCACAGAGACAACAUACGUCAACGGCCUGCUCGUCUGGGCCAUCUGCGGCGUUCUUGGCCUUUUUGGUGAGUUUCUAAAGAGGAACAUCAGCCGAAACACACAGGUUAUUCACCGAUGCGAAAUAAACUCCCCGUACCGGCAGUGGUCCAGACCGAUGCUGUCUGCCCUGUCCCGCAGCUCACUUACCCACCUCAACCAGAUAAUUACCCCCAACAAACUAGAGACUCAUCAACAUCCUAUGAAACUCAUCCAUUCUCAUCUAAGGGUGGUGAAGAUAAUCCACAUUCCCAAUCAAUCACAUCCCAAUCGGUCGGAAUGAAAACAUUCAAGCCUACGUGUAAUAUAACUCAGACACUCACUUCCACAGAUGUACAGGGCACAGCAUCAGCUUCUCCACCUCCGUACAGUGCAGUGCCCCAGUACACCUCACCACAGUACAAUCCACAACUGCUCCAGCAACAACACGGACACG